UGUGUAGCGUGUGUACGGCUUUGUUUCUUCUUUUCUCUAAAGUGGUUUGCACAGUCAGUCUAGAUCUCAGCCAGAUACAAGUUUAUCCAGCAAAUAGUGAAGUAUUUUUAGUCAUGUCGAAGCAGUACAGCUUUAAUGCCACCCAAGCUGUAGAAGUUUGCUCAAACCUAAGUGUUAGAAUAGCUACACGUGAUCAAGUGGAAUCUGCAUACAAUAACGGCUUACAGACAUGCAGAUAUGGUUGGAUUGAGGAGCAAGUUGCUGUUAUUCCACGAAUUGAGAAAAAUGAUAAGUGUGGACAAAGUAAAACUGGGGUCCUUGUUUGGAGAGCCCCUCCUGCCAAGUUAUUUGAUGUGUUUUGCUACAAUUCAACAGCUCAAAGUGAAGCAUCGACAACCACCACUCCGAGUACAACAGCACCUAAUGAGACGCCUCAUGCUAAAACAACCUCCCUAUUGCUCAUUAUGUCAACUCUGUUCAACAAAAAUAUCCUCACUUCCUCCCCAUCUGCACAAUCGUCCAGUUUCAGCACCUCUACCAAAUCUAAAUUGUUUCCUUCCACUAUCAGCUCUGUAAACACCAGAAGCCCUCGAUCCUCCCCACCCUCUACUGCCCAGUUCAGCAUCCAGUACCAGCUCUUCACUUCCUCGCUGAUACCUUUGAAGCCAUCUAUAGUUUCCACGUCUUCUGUAUCGCAUUCGUCUUCUAUGACUUCUAUAACAUCUACGUCUUUCUCUUCUACUUCUCUGUCCUUACAUCUAUUUACACACUCCAGCUUUCUGACUGUUUCAACCAACCAGACAGAUCACACACAAUCCCCACAAUCCUUAGAUACAAGAAGAUUUUACUUUGGAGAGGUUGCACUAGCAUGUAUCAUCAUCGCUGCCAUGCUCUUCUUAAUGGCAGGGCUGGGAGCAGUCUGGUAUUUCAAGAUUAAACGAUCACACCAUCUUCCGUCAUGGGUUCGAAUCCGAACCAAGGACAUGUUCGAGACUGAGAUGUACACAGAGCAAGAACACUACAGCAAGCAGAAUAAAAACAAGAGCUGUGCAGAUGACAUAACUCUCAUGAUGGAAGAAUACUCAGAACCAUGCUAAUAUCACUGUCCUGCUAUAAGGAAUGAGUCUUCUGCUAGUGGUUUCACAAAGACCUGUUAGAGGAAAAUAAAAGCUCGGUUGAGACUGAGGACACCAGAUUGGAGGCUGCUUUCUUUUACUAUGUAUAAGUGGAUGACUAAUGAAUGCACAUUUACCUAUAACAUGUUUAAGUGUUAUUUUCCCUCUACUUUUUUAUUGUAACAUUUAACUGUAACAGCUUGUGUGCUGAUAAAGACAUUCAGGAGAAAA
Molecule: messenger RNA, 1346 nt
Organism: Trichomycterus rosablanca
Lineage: Eukaryota; Metazoa; Chordata; Actinopteri; Siluriformes; Trichomycteridae
Gene: lyve1b
Product: lymphatic vessel endothelial hyaluronic receptor 1b
Exons: 6
Coding region: 114-1097 (327 amino acids)
Biological process (GO): cell adhesion
Cellular component (GO): plasma membrane
Molecular function (GO): hyaluronic acid binding; transmembrane signaling receptor activity
Source: RefSeq, a predicted model, not a curated record